GUUGGGGUUUGUAACUUGCUUAGCUUAGUGGAGUUAACAAAUGUAUUGAUCUUUUUUAUUGGUCUUUGAAGAUUUCUUAUGUGGAGGAUUAGUUAGGUGGAUGUUUUUUGAGAGGUGAUUGCCAAUGGACAGUGAAGAUCAUAGAGGGCAGGGGUUCAUGGUUUUAUGCAAAUGGGAGAUGUUACAUUUCUGCUUUGGAUUCCAUUGCAAAGUUAUUAAAGAAAGAAGCUGUCUUGGAAUGAGUUGGACUGUUAAGGAUAAGGAGAUCAUUUUUGGGUUUAAUUAGCGGAAAUAAGAACAGAAGUGCUGCUUUCUCUAAAUCAGACUUGUUGAGCAAUAUCUGGCUGGUUACAAGGACAGAAAAUUGUUCACAGCAGGUGAUGGAAGAGCAAAAGUAAGUAAAUUUUGUGAGUGCUGAAUGUGAACAGCAAGUGGUUGGUCUCUGUGCCAUUGACAAGCAAGGCAAGUGAUUUCAUUUCUAGGACAUCUAUUAGCCAUCUUUAGGAGGGAGUGAAGAUACAGGUUACUAUUUGGUUUUCUCUAGAGUUGGUUUCCUCCAUCACAUAUACCUAGCCUAUCUUACCUUUUUUUGACAUGUAUUUUUUCCCUUUAAACUCUAUGUUAAGAAAAUAAGAAAGUUGUUUGCAUGUCUUCUGCAGCAAGGGUGCAGUUACAGUUGGUCUGCCCCCAGCUUGGGUGGAUGUAUCUGAAGAAAUAGCGGCAAAUGUGCAACGUGCACGGACAAAAAUGACUGAGUUAACAAAGGCUUAUGCAAAGGCUUUAAUGCCUUCAUUUGGUGAUGGUAAAGAAGAUCAACGUAAUAUUGAAGGUCUUACCCAGGAAAUAACUAAUCUGUUGAAGAAAUCAGAGAAGAGAUUACAGAAACUCUUUGCAGGCGGUCAUUCAGAGGAUUGCAAUAUCAGGAAAAAUGUCCAGCGCUCACUCGCUACAGACCUUCAGAACCUUUCAAUGGAGCUCCGUAAGAAACAGUCAACUUAUCUGAAGCGCCUCAGGCAACAAAAAGAGGGUCAAGAUGGGGAUGAUUUAGAGAUGAAUCUAAAUGGAAGAUCUAGAAUGGAAGAUGAUGAUUUGGAUGACAUGGUCUUUAAUGAACAUCAGAUGGCAAAGCUCAAAAGAAGUGAGGCAUUUACUGCAGAAAGGGAAAGAGAGAUCCAACAGGUUGUGGAAUCUGUAAAUGAGCUUGCUCAGAUUAUGAAGGAUCUGUCAGUCCUUGUGAUUGACCAGGGAACCAUUGUUGAUCGGAUAGACUACAACAUUCAGAAUGUUGCAACCACAGUUGAAGAAGGCCUCAAACAGCUGCAGAAGGCAGAAAGAACUCAAAAACAAGGAGGAAUGGUGAUGUGUGCUACUACCCUUGUUAUUAUGUGCUUUGUCAUGUUGGUCCUCCUAAUCCUCAAGGAGAUAAUCGUGUGAUCCACAAGCAUGCUCUUCCCCUUCUCACUUUCAUUCUUAUCACCUGAAGGCCCCCUUCUAUGUAACACGAUUCAUAGUCAGUUUCUGCCGAACAAAAGGAUGCAGGAGUUUUGAAGUUCCCCACUUGACACAUACAAGAUUAAAAGACAUUAUCUACAUAUUUGUUUUCUCUCAUUGUUCUUUUGAAGAAUUUCUGGGAUGAAGGUGGCCGGCGCUGGUUGCUUGCUUAUGAAGGAAUGCACCAAAGUUUUAUAGGGCUUAUGCAUUUGAUUUUGUUCGUUAAGCAGGGUCCUGAUAAUGAUUCUUUGUGGGAGUUUUCUAGCUGAUUCUGACGCCCAUAAACGAGACUGCAUAUUAGUUUGUAUCAAUUUUUUGGAUAGGAUAAACUAUGGCAUAUACAUCAUCAGAUUUGUUAUACAAAUUCUUGUUCAACAUCUUGAAGAAUUCCCAUGGACUGACACUGUUCAAUUCGGAAAGCAUGACAUGGAUAUGAA
Rubroshorea leprosula is the source of this 1928-nucleotide messenger RNA. Lineage: Eukaryota; Viridiplantae; Streptophyta; Magnoliopsida; Malvales; Dipterocarpaceae. The record is from the annotation of a GenBank genome assembly.